Messenger RNA from Funneliformis geosporum, 254 nucleotides. The record is from the annotation of a GenBank genome assembly. Lineage: Eukaryota; Fungi; Glomeromycota; Glomeromycetes; Glomerales; Glomeraceae.
AAGAAGAUGCAGGAGUUAGUGUAGAAGAAGAGCUAAUUACAGAAAGUGAAGAACUUGUCUCCCAAAUUACUCGCGAACAAAAUUCUCAUGCUGAUCUUAAUGCCAAGCAGUUAAAAAAAAUAGAAUCGCUAAAGUCUACGGUUAAAUCACUAGAAAGUAUAAUAUCUUUGAUACAAAAAGCUUCAUCUUUGAAGGAUUCUGAUAUCAUUUCUUUUGGAACUAAAAUAAAUAAACUGGAAGCUGAGUUAGAAUAA